Erpetoichthys calabaricus (reedfish) is the source of this 5550-nucleotide messenger RNA. RefSeq names its product kelch-like ECH-associated protein 1a (gene keap1a). NCBI's taxonomy places the organism in Eukaryota, Metazoa, Chordata, Cladistia, Polypteriformes, Polypteridae. Bases 769 to 2583 code for a protein of 604 amino acids. Gene Ontology annotation, molecular function: protein binding. The record is from RefSeq and is a predicted model, not a curated record. The transcript is spliced from 8 exons.
CAGUUUCAAGCCACGACGAUGAAAUCCAUGCCUUGUAAUGCAUUAGUGCUGAGUUUCGGGUCCGGGGUCGCGAGAGUUGCCCCCUUUUUCAAUCACAUUCCAGGUCCUUAGUAAUACUGAAUAGAGGCCUCGAGGUUCCACUUUCGCUUUCAUAAAGCGGCUGCUUGAUUGACUUUUCAGAGUCGGCCUCUGCCAGUAGGAGGGGAGAAAAAAAAAACCACAGAAAAACAAGCCGAAGUGCCGAGUCAUGCUGAUGUCGAAAGUCAGCGGCAGCGAAGAAAACAGCCGAGCAGUGACAGCAGGCAGACGGGCUCAGUGACACGGCGGCGGACUGCCGCUCGAGGUUUAAGUCUCAUGCAGUGUUCUGGAUGACCAGGAUGCAGUUUGUGUCAGAUGGAUGAUGGAUUCUCUUUUUCUUGGCUGAGCCUUCACAUCAUCGAGUAAAGCUGUCUACUAGAUGACUGCAGUCUUCUUGCUGCUUUGCCUAAACAGUUUCUGGAUCAUCCUACCAGCCUCUGCCGCUGGAGCGCCUCCUCCCACACCCCGUCCCCUUUGAGCUUGAAAUUUUCAGGCCAGACAAACAGGUUGAAACUUAUUUCAGACAAUUGUCCACAGUUGGAAUCGGUUUCUGCAAUGCCAUGGGCCUUCCUGUGGCCUCUGGGCAACCCUGCUGUGUGUUGUGUGUUCAAACAGGUUAUACAGUAAAGCCAUACCUGGAGGCUCUGGGGUGUAAAGGCCCCAUUCAGAAUUGACACCCAUUGCCAAACCAUGAUCUGCCAGAGAAGACGGCGGCAGGUCUGUGGGCCAGAAGUCUCGCCCAUUGCUGUUCCUUCUAUGAAAGGCCAUGGGUAUUUGGACUACAGAAUUGAGAACCAUCCUACCAAAGUGUUGGAGUGCAUGGAUGAGUUUCGGAGACAAAAUCAGCUGUGUGACCUCAUCUUGCACGUGACUUACAAGGACCAGGUGACAGAUUUUCAGGUUCACAAGAUGGUGCUGGCAUCCUGCAGCCCCUACUUCAGAGCCAUGUUCACCAGUGACUUUAAGGAAUGCCAGGCUUCGGAGGUGACCAUCAAAGACAUGUGUCCAAAGGUCAUGCAGCGACUCAUCGAUUUUGCUUACACCUCACGGGUCACGGUGGGUGAGUCCUGUGUGCUGCACUUGCUGUUUGCUGCCAUGCGCUUCCAGAUGGAUGAUGUCUCCAAAGUUUGCUGUGACUUCCUCAGUAAGAACCUGGAGCCUGCCAAUGUCAUUGGCAUCACAAACUUUGCUGAGAGCAUUGGCUGCACUGAGCUACACCUGAUGUGCCAGGAGUACAUUAAUGCCCACUUCACUGAGGUGACUAAGGAGGAAGAAUUCUUCAGACUGUCUCAUUGUCAGCUGUUGGAGCUUGUCAGUCAGGACCGACUCAAGGUUCUGUGUGAGUCAGAGGUGUACAAGGCUUGCCUGGAGUGGGUGAGGUGGGACCCGGAGAAUCGGGCCCAGUAUUUCCACGCUCUCCUUAAUGCUGUCCACAUUCACUCCCUGCCUCCAAAAUUCCUUAAGACUCAGCUACUGGAGUGUCCCAUCCUAAGCAGGGCCAAUUCUUGCAGGGACUACUUAUCCAAAAUCUUUCAUGAGAUGGCACUGCGGAAGCCUUGCCCACCUCCGCGACCCCGCGGUAAUCAGCUGAUCUAUGUGGCUGGUGGCUACAUGCAGUUUUCGCUGAGCUCCAUGCAGGCUUUCAGUCCUAAGACAGAAAGCUGGAUAAAGCUGGCAGACAUGUCAUCACCUCGCAGUGGCCUAGGAGGCUGUGUUCUCUUUGGAUUGUUCUAUGCUAUGGGCGGGCGGAACAACUCCCAGCUAGAAAACACAGACUCCAACACUAUGGAAUGCUACAAUCCCAUGACGAACCAGUGGAUGCAGCGAGCUCCCAUGAGUGUUCCGAGAAACAGGGUUGGGGUUGGAGUCAUCGAUGGAAGCAUUUAUGCAGUUGGAGGAUCACAAGGCAUGGUGCACCACUGCAGUGUGGAAAGGUACGAUCCUGAAAUGAACCAGUGGACGAUGGUGGCUCCGAUGUCUGUGGCUCGGAUUGGUGCUGGAGUGACUGCCUAUGACGGGCACCUUUAUGUGGUAGGAGGCUUCGAUGGGGAGAACCGGUGGAACUCUGUUGAACGUUACCAUCCUGACACAGACAAGUGGGAGACCAUCACGCCCAUGAGAUCCAUUCGCAGUGGAGCUGGGCUUGUCCAUCUUGAUAGCUACAUCUAUGCUAUUGGAGGCUACAACGGGAUGGAGCAGCUGAACAGCGUGGAGCGCUACAGUGUUUGUAGUAAUUCCUGGACACCGGUGGCACCCAUGAAACAUCGAAGGAGUGCAUUAGGAGUCACCGUCUACCAAGGCAAAAUCUAUGCAUUCGGGGGAUUCAAUCAGUCUGGCUUCCUGUCCACCGUGGAGAGGUACAGCCCAGAAAAGGACGAGUGGACAGAUGUGACAUCCAUGCUUUCACCGUGCAGUGGGAUGGGGGUGGCUGUCACCAUGGAGCCUUGUCCCGGCAGCCUAGAGCAGGAAGCCAGAGAUGACGAAGAAGAUGGAAACUACGGGUGACCCACUGGUAUUCCAAGGGGUGCCUAUCACUAGCUGUUCUUUCCCCUUUCACCCUGAACAUCUAAUUCCAAAACACCAACACGAUGCCUUUUUGGGAGACAGACAUGCCAAAUACAUUUCUUGAUGUGAUCUGACUGGACUAGCUGGCUCCUUCAGUCGAUUUGCUUCACCCUGGCUGCUCGGGAGCUGCCACUGACUGGACUUAAAGAGGACUAAAGUGGCUACCAUGCUGAACUUCUGGAGCCUUGGGGAUUUGUUGCAAUAAUAUGUAUUCAAGUGCAUUGCCAUUGCGGUGAGUGUAGCAGAUGUGAGGUUUGUAUCGAGAGGUGUUGUGUUAUUGUGAGGACCAUUAGGUUUUGAAAGACUGGGGAAAAAUAAAGGAGGAGAUGUAAGGGUUAGGGUGACCACCCCAUAUCCUUAAGAAUUCAUUUUUACGAAGUGUUCAACAAUCUGAGUAUUACCUCAUGUGAGUAUGGGUGUGACUGCAUGAGCUGGGUGAUAUGGUGAGCAUGUCAGGCUUUGUAUGCAUGCAUGAGUGUGUGUGCAGCUGUAGCCAUGUAGUUUGCAUUUGUGUGUGGCGGCUGUGGAGAUGCAUGCAGAUGUAUAGCACCUUGUAAAUGAGUCCAUUCUCUUCAAUCAAUUCUGCACUCUAGUGAACAGCAGGCAACAUCUAAACAUUGUUUUUUUCUGUGGAUGCAUGUGAGUGAGGACUGUCCUGCCAUGUACUGGUGGCCCGUCCAACGUGGAACUCACUUCGCAUGGUGCAGGCUAUUGAAAGAGUAGGGACACAAAAUGGAGUGGCACUGACAGAUCUUUUGAACCCAGCUCAGACAGAAUACAGGGGAUAUUGAGUCCUAAGUUCAAGAGGAAGGACAGUGGUCCACUGAUCAGGGCUUCAGUUUGGUGACAAGUCCUGCCAUCUCAUUAACACCAGCCUUCAACAUUAUGGUGCUACAGUAGGAUUCUGAUAGUCAUUGAACCACUUUACUGAAGUAUGAGCAGAUGUAACCAAAUGUUAGGAAUGCCAUCCAAAAGGGAAAUGGAAAUAAAAAGCUGAAUUGUCCUCCUUACCCCAUCCCAGCCUUGUGUCAGUCUCCAUGAGCUUCUUGUAAGACUUGCAUGGGCAGUGGGCAGCCUUACUAGACAGCAGCUGCCCAGAAUUCUCCCAGGAAUCGUAUGGGACCACUAAGCACGGCCGUGGGAACGUCAUCUGUUUUGUCAUGUUAGGUUUCCACCCUGACACUGUUUUCCCUUUUAGAAUCAUUAUUACAUAGACCAUAAGAGAAUGCCUCAAAUCCCAUACCCUUACUACACUGUCAGGAUUGACUGGUAUUGUGGUUCAACACGUUCCCCUCUCUUUUACAUCCAUAGCCCCUGGAAAUUAGCAUGGAAGUCCAGGACAGACAGGUGAGAUAGUUAGACAUUUAUUCAUGGGUUAUAUUUAAUAUGCCGUAAAUAUAAGCAGAGUGCAAAUGGUAGUGUUGGUAAAGUAAUAUAACCUGAAUAGGAGGCGUUCAUCUUGCAUCCAAUAGGCUUACUUUACUACCAGGUGGCUCUCCGUCUUAGUAAGUUGGAUUUGUUUCUUGUCUGUUUAGGAUGGAAAAUGGCUGAAACUGACAGCAUGGCCUGUUUGCAUAGGGUAGCCGAGACGGAGAGACCACUUGGCUUUGUAGGCCUCAUUUAACCGACUCUAACGGUCCUUGACAAGACUCAUGCAAAGUGGAGGUGUCAGUCAUUCAGCUCCAUUCCAGCCCGUGCCCUCCUUCUGCCUAUCCCUUCUUCUCCAGUCUUUCUUUCUGGGGGGAAGGCUAAUAGAAUGUAAAGUGUCCGUGUUUACCUGGCCGGCCCAUCCUGCUACAGAUAUGUGCACAGUAACCGACUGCGUGUGCUCGUGUGCAAGUGCAGGUAUGUGAGUGUGAGCAGCUUGGGGUGCACUGCCUUCAAAUGUCUAAAGUGUGUUCACACAUUCAGUGUUUAUAGCUGGAGUGAUCAUGUGUGUGUGUGUGCGAGUGCAGUGCUGCUCACACACACACACUGAUCUCACAAUAUGGACAGUAAUCGACUCUGUGUGUGCUCGUGUACAAGUGCAGCACAUUUGUGCAGGCCUGAAGUUUGAGAUCACACCGUAGGUGUGUGCCUGAGUGUGAGGGUACAAACAAGUUUAGAAGAGCAUUUUAUACCCUGUGUGUUGCGUCUGCUUGUGCAUAUGUGCACGUGUGUGUCUGUUUGCUCUUCCCUGUGUGAACCUGCACUGCAUGUGUGUGCCUUUGUCUGUGAGGAGCAGUGUUUACUUGACCGUGUGUAUGAUUUUUGUGUCCAACAUCGAGUGUGAGUUCACAUGUGGUAAGAAAAGCUGUGUAGGUGUAUGUGGUGCAUGUGCUAACGGUCUGCAAAUGUUUGUGUAACCUCGCAUGCAGUGUGUUUGUGUGUGUGUGUAAGGACGCGUAUUUGCACGUUUGGAGUGUCUUGGAGCACCGUGUGCUUGUGUAUACAGGUGUGAAUGUGAGACAGUGAGCGAGUCGCCGUGUGUCCAUACCCAGACAGUAUUUGUCUCUGCAAGGCUGCCCUCUCCCCUUACUCUCCUCCAUGCCCGCUCUGGGUCCAUAGCGAGGUGUGAGUGUGCCCCCCUGCAUUCUCUCUCCAUUGUGUGCCACUUGUGAAGCCAGCCAGAGUGGUGACCCAUUUGGCAUCAGAGAAGUGAGUGCUUCUCCAGGGACCCCCAAAAUGAAGUUUUGUAUAUUUGCACAUGGACCCUCUGUUGAAGUGCCCGGCCGAACUGCAGCUGGUUUCUUUUCAGUGAAGGAAUUCACUGCAACAUAAGAUAAGGAAAUGGCAAGGGGGCAAAGCCGGCUAUCCAGUAGUUUAAACUUGUCCACCACGGGCACGCUGCUGUCAGAAGAAUGCCGCCUUCACACUUUGAAGAUUUGUCUUUUUUUUCUGGAUAAUAAAAGAAGCUGCUCCCUGCUC